GUGUUCUAUCACGUGAUGAUAUGUAAAAUAUACUCUACAUUGAAUUAUAUAAUGAGACAUAGAUACAUGUUUUUGUUAAGACAAUAUGGAGUCCGACGAUGCUUGGUUUGCAGAGAACAUCGGAGCUAUUGAAGAAGUUGAAGAACAGCAUGAUCGCCAUUUUGUUUUCAAUGAUGCAGAUAUGGUGGCGAAGAAGGAUAAGUGGAAUAGAACAAGCUAUGUGAAACCUUUCACAUGUUCAUUGUAUGCUCGUCGCGAUUUUGCAGGUGACAUGGAGAUUAAGAUGAACAGACGUUGUCGUACUAUAUACAACGUUGGUUUUUUUUCCUUACGGUUUAUUAUCCUUCCUGUUAAGCACCUGCAAAUAUAUUAUUAUGUUAAGUUGAAGGAUAUUAUUAUUAAGCGCAUAUGGGCGCUGUUUACUGCUAAAUAUGAAGGAGAUAUAUCUGUUCUUCAAAGCAUCGUCGAAGGGUUGAAGACGAAGACUGUUGACAUAAAAAUAUUAUACUUUCAUUUUUCUCGUAAUGGGAAUACAAGAGUCGUGAAGCCUCACGCUUAUUAUUCCUUGCGUGAUUACAACAGAUUUGUUUCUAUUCAACAUGAUAGAGUAGUUGCUCGUCAAGAGGAAGCAAGGAAUAUUGUGAAGAUUAAGAAACGUAAGGAGUAUAAGGAAAGUGCUCGUGAAGUUAAGAAGAGGAAGAUGGAAGAAGAUACACGUAAGAGUCAUCGAGUGUCUGUCUUUGUUCCACGUUCUGUAACUCUGAAUAAGACUCCUAGUGAAGUGAGUCUGAAGACUGUGUUUCUUCGUUUAAAGAAUAUUUAAUAAAAUUAUAUGUUUAUUUAUG
Rubroshorea leprosula is the source of this 845-nucleotide messenger RNA. The record is from the annotation of a GenBank genome assembly. NCBI's taxonomy places the organism in Eukaryota, Viridiplantae, Streptophyta, Magnoliopsida, Malvales, Dipterocarpaceae.